AUGAAAUGUGUAUUUGGACAGUUUGAAGUGCCAUGUAUUUUUAAACAGUUCUUCGCAACAGCGACAUCUGGAUGGUUGACACUGACAGCGGGAUUUGCAUUCGGGUUCAGUGCAGUCCUCCUACCGGAGCUGGAAAAGGAUGAGCAAUUCCCUUACGAUGCCAAUAUGGCUUCUUGGAUCGCAUCAAUAACCCCUCUAUCUAUGGUGUUCGGAUGUCUGGGUGCGGGUUAUCUUAUCGACAGUGUAGGAAGAAAAACCGGACAUAUGGUAUUAGCAGUUAUAUCUCUAAUGAGUUGGCUUAUUAUAGCGUUCGCAACAAACAACACGUAUAUGCUACUGGGAAGAUCUGUAGCUGGUUUAUCUGUUGGCUCCAAUAGACCAGUAUCUUUAGUAUACAUAGGGGAAAUUUCAGAUCCAAAAUACAGAAGUUUCACACUUAUAGGGCCGUCUAUAAUGCUUGGUUUAGGGAUAUUGCUCAGCCAUCUUCUCGGUGGAUAUGUUCCAUGGAGACACUGUUGCUAUAUUUAUGCUGCAGUAAAUUUAUCGUGUGUUAUAUUGUUGUUAUUUUUGCAAGAAAGCCCUCUAUGGUUAAUAUCAAAAGGGAGGGUUGAUGAAGGAGUUCAAGCCUUCAAAUGGUUUAGGGGCGAAGGUAUGGAGUCGCACAAGGAGUUGCAGUUGGUAUUACUGCGGCAAUUUGAAAAAUCUAGCCAACACUUUUAUAAAGAUUUUAUGACCAUAUCAUUUGUUAAGCCACUGUUAAUUGUUUUCUUAUUGUCUUUUGUACAGUUUAACGGGGUGAAUGUUUAUAGUUUUUACGCGUUACAACUGAUUAAGGCUACAUUUAAGGGCACCAUUGAUCCUUUUUCAUUUAUGCUCGGCAUUGAUGGUUUAAGAUUCGGAAUCAUAUUUUUCAUUUUCACUUGUAACAAAUUUAUUUCGCGUAAGAUAUUCUUCAUUGUCGUUAAUUUUGGCUGCGCUAUUUCCUUGUUUAUUUUAGUAGGUUACUUGUUAAAUUUAGAAACCUACGAGUGCGUAUGGCUAUCUAUAUCUAUCACAGUUUUAUUUAUAUCAUUUGGUGGAUGUGUAGUUGCAUUAGCAUGGUCAUUUGUACCUGAAUUGUUUUCAGCGAAUUUAAGAGGCUUGGGAUCUGGGAUUGGUGCAUCUAUGUCGUACUUUGUAUUGUUUGUUUGUGUUAAAAUCUCUCCCGGGAUUAUGGUAGCAUAUGGAGAAGCGGCUAUGUAUGCUGCGUAUGGUAUUAUUACAUUAAUUAAUACGAUAAUAUUGUGUUUUGUAUUACCUGAAACGAGUGGUCGUACUUUGCAGGACAUUGAAGAUAGUUAUAAGAAAAGUAAUAAUACUGUAUCAAAUUCAUAA
This is a messenger RNA of Pararge aegeria (speckled wood butterfly), 1374 nucleotides long. RefSeq names its product facilitated trehalose transporter Tret1-like. Bases 1 to 1374 code for a protein of 457 amino acids. Gene Ontology annotation, biological process: transmembrane transport. Gene Ontology annotation, molecular function: transmembrane transporter activity. The transcript has 3 exons. The record is from RefSeq and is a predicted model, not a curated record. Gene Ontology annotation, cellular component: membrane. NCBI's taxonomy places the organism in Eukaryota, Metazoa, Arthropoda, Insecta, Lepidoptera, Nymphalidae.